Molecule: messenger RNA, 2472 nt
Organism: Serendipita indica DSM 11827
Lineage: Eukaryota; Fungi; Basidiomycota; Agaricomycetes; Sebacinales; Serendipitaceae
Source: the annotation of a GenBank genome assembly
AUGGGAGGGGGAAACUCGUUCCAAAACAUCGAAGAAGACGUGUCUACACUCUCCAUUGACAGCAUGGUGGAAAUCAAGCACACACCGAAUUCGGAUGAACAGUUAUCCGAAGAGGAUAUGAAAUACGGCCUACUUUACUCCAAGUCAAAGGUUUAUGUCCAUCCAACUGCAUAUUCGAGGGAUAAUCUGCCAGGAUUUGUUGCUAUCGUUCGCAAGCAAGGUCUCAAGCCGACGUAUCUGCUUGCGUGGAUACCAGAGUCGCUGCUAGAGGAGAAGGGAUCCGAAGAAUGGGAAAAAUUCACAUCUGUCGAAGCCUCUGCGUCAACUGAAGAUGGAGACGCUGUUCUCGUCGAGCUCCCUUCACGACAUGGCGAGCCAUACGCGUUUUCUGUGCCCUUAAGUUCAGUCUACAGCCUCAUUAUUCACCCUCCCUCUUUCUCUUCCUGGUAUGGUUCAAUAUCCAUCCAUCUCAGUAGUGGCGAAACGCUCCCGACACUCUUCUUCCACGAUGACGAGUCCAGAUCGUUCAAUUCCAUUGCUCCAGGCUCGUCGCAGCCUCCCUCUAAAUGGGGCGGAGAGGAUCUCCUAGCACGUCUGCGCUUGUACGCAAAUGUCCUUCGAUCUUCUCUCCAGAACAGCCUCUACCUUGUCGAUCCAUCACGCGCAGAUAUCGAAACACACACGACCGUGCUCUUUUCAGACGACGCAGUAGACGAAAUUCUCUCGCCAUCCUCAAAUACACCACGUCAUCGAAGACGUGGCCGACCACACUCGUACUCCGGCAGCCCGAACCGAAACUCAGUCCUUCACCAAACGCUGUCAUCUCCAGCAUCGACAUCUCAAGCUCGUUUAGCUCUUCUGCAGGGCUUUUCGCAGAUCACCCGGGGGGCCCGCUCAACCGCUCAGCGCAUUCUCUCGCAUCCUCUAGCCAAACCCAUUGUACCCUACCUUCCUGAUCCCGUCAACUCGCUCGUAAAUGCUAAUGGGGAAUGGUCCAGCUGGGUGGAGAAAGGUGGUGUAGGCGAAUAUGAAAGUGCCCGUGUCUAUCUCGCGAGAUGGGCCCGCAUCGUUGCAGAGGAGGGAGAACGCGCUCGCCGACGUGAAAUCCACUCACAGGUUGGCGGUAUUGAUGAUGAUGAGGAAGACUCGGGACUAGGCGUAUUCGAGGUGAUUAGGCAGUCGCGAAAUGUGCCCAUAUCUCGGAGCACAAGGGAUCCAAAGCACCCCGUUGACCGCGAUAUGUGGGCUGCUUGGUUCGCCGGCGAUGGUAGACCUAUCGUACCGAUUGAUUACAUGCGACAAGAAAUUUUCAGACGGGGAUGUGCCUACGACGUUCGUCAAAAGGCGUGGCCGUUUAUUCUAGGAGUUUUACCCUGGGAUGUUGAUGAACGAGAGCGAGAGAUUCUUUGGGCGCAGCUAAAGGCGCGCUACAAUGAAAUUAAAUCGGAGUGGCAAGGCGUGGAUGAAGUCUUCAAUCGUCAAGAUAUUCAAGAGGAACGGCAUCGUAUUGAUGUCGACUGCCGGCGUACGGACAGGAAUCAGCCCAUGUUCAUGGCGCCUUCAGACCCGUCAAAUCCACACAAUCCGCACAAUACAUACAAUUUCUCACCCUCGACGGAGGAAAUUGGCGCACAAUCACUCGCAAACGAACAUACGGUCAAGCUAUGCGAAAUCUUGCUGACAUACGGUUUUUACGAGAAGGAUCUCGAAAUGCGCGCAAAUUUGGGGACUGACACGAACACUUCUUCUCGCAUGCUUCCCCGACGCCGCGGGUCUCGUUUUGAAUGUCGCGAUGAUACAGGUUAUGUCCAAGGAAUGUCAGAUCUCUGUGCUCCGAUCUAUGUGGUGAUGAAGGGUGACGAGGUGAUGACUUUCUGGUGCUUCGCAGCACUCAUGGACCGAAUGAAGCAAAACUUUUUGCGGGAUCAGAGCGGCAUGAAGCGUCAGCUGGCAACCUUGCAACAGCUAGUUGCAGUCAUGGAUCCAGAGCUUUACAAGCACUUCGAGAAAUGCGACAGCCUUAACCUAUUUUUCUGUUUCCGCUGGGUUCUAAUUGCAUUCAAACGCGAAUUUCCUUUCGACGAUGUACUGGGACUUUGGGAGGUUCUUUGGACGAAUCAUUACAGCAGCCAAUUCCUUCUCUUCGUGGCACUCGCCGUACUCGAGUCCCACCGGGACAGCAUUCUGCGGUACUUGGUCGAGUUUGACGAAAUUCUCAAGUAUUGCAAUCACCUGAGCAUGACGAUCGAGCUCGACUCGACGCUUGCGCAGGCCGAAGUGCUCUUCCUCUCGUUCCGGCAAAUGGUGCAGGACAUUGAUCGCCGACAAGCUGAGCUGCUCGAUCCGACGACGUCUGGCAUGAGGAAGCGAAACGUCGACGGUGGCUCAACUGCGGACAGUGUUGUCGGAAGCCUGAAGAAGCUUCCGUUUAUCUCAGAUGAUCUGCGAGCAUUGAUCAAGGCCGACUCAUAG